AUGAAUAACCCUUCAACUUCUUCUACUUCUAUAACCUCUCUUCCACAAGAGAUUCUUCUCAAAAUUCUCACUGGUCUUCCUGCAAAAUCCGCAGUGCGAUUCAGAUGCACCUCCAAAUUCUUCUAUUCCUUCAUACCCGACCCAAGAUUCGAGUUCAGAAUCCUCGUCUCUCUCCCAUCCGAAUUAAAUUUAUACUCCGUGAGUUACCGUGAAGACAGCCAUGGAAACCUCCAAGCCGACACUGCCCAGCGUUUGGAUGUACGAGGUUUAGUAUGUUCCGCAGAUGGCAAGAUGUGUCUGCUCAGCCCCGAAUCGGGAGGCGACGCCGUCUUGAACCUUAGUACCGGACGGCGUAUUUGUCUGCCAAGGAUUGGUCGGCCGGCCGGCCAUGCGGCGUUGUCUUCCAGCUCAUGUGUCUACUCUAAUGCGUUCUUGGGGUUUGACUCGGUUUCGAAGAGGUACAAGGUUUUCAAGUCGGCUGUGUAUUAUGAUUAUGAUUGCUUGCGGGUGUUGAAUCGGCUGUGGGUUUUAACUGUGGGAGUGGAUAAGUCAUGGAGGGAGAUAGACUCCACCAUUAUUGAAUCCACCACUGCUGUAGUCCAUAUUCAUGGGAUUAUCUAUUUAAUUCAUGAACCAAUGAUAGAACAUUUGACUCGACGCACUGUGUUGUCUAGGAAUUUGUUUCAUUCCUCGAGUACUGACCCAAAGAUAGUUGCAAUGGAUGUUGCAACGGAGCGUUUUAUCACCCCUCAAAAGGCUUGUAGAGUCCCCAAACCCUGGCCCGACAGGAUAGAUAUAUGGAGGUUGGAAAGGUCAAUGGAGUGGGAGAAGCAGACGGUGGUUUUGCCCUUGGAGGAGAGGGAGGUGAUUGGAGAAGCUACUUCCAUUAGGUAUACUGCCAAUAGUAUGGGGGAGAUUGUGUUCUUGAUUCAUAGUAAGAAGGUGAUGUCUCCUUUAGUUUUAGUUUAUUCAUUUGGAAGAGAAGUUUGGAGAAGGGAUGUGAUUGAGUUAAGCCUAGCUCCAUGA
Messenger RNA from Ipomoea triloba (trilobed morning glory), 1026 nucleotides. RefSeq names its product putative F-box protein At5g62660. The record is from RefSeq and is a predicted model, not a curated record. NCBI's taxonomy places the organism in Eukaryota, Viridiplantae, Streptophyta, Magnoliopsida, Solanales, Convolvulaceae. Bases 1 to 1026 code for a protein of 341 amino acids. The transcript has 3 exons. Gene Ontology annotation, molecular function: protein binding.